ACGACGACGCCGACGACGACGAUUGCACGAUCAUAACGACGACGACGACGGGGACGUCGAUCCGCCCGAGCGAUACCGAUCUCGCCUCGCCGACGCGAGAACACGAGACGCGUCUUAUCGCGCCGGUAUCGCCUCCCGAUUAAAUCGACAUCGAGCACACGUGUGCCCCCGCGCGCGCGCGCGCGCACGCACGACAGUGAACGAGUGUGAGAUCCUGCAUCUUUGCAGGUACCAGCUGCAAGUGCACGGCUGAAACUAAAUCCGAGAGUACGUCAGUGUCUCCGGUGUCGCCGAUUGCACCCCUGUGUGUGAGGAUUAUCCCGACAGAUAAAGAUUUAUUCGGAGUACCACACGUGCUCCGUCUUCCCCGUUCGAAACACUCGAAUAGAAUUUACGCGGUUCUAUGUGAUGCGAGAUUUAAAUCGCUUUCGUAUCUAUCGCGAGUGUGUGGUACUGUCAGAUAGACUGCAUGUACUUUUUCUUCGAACGCUAUUUCGCAAGUAUCAAUAUUACGAGUUCUUCGCAAGUGCUGUUGUGGCUCGCUUCGCGAGCUAAUAAGAUAAAUUUUCUCUUUUAAAACGCUGAAGUGUUAAUUGUUGGCCAAUUCUUCCUUUGGAGAGCUUAGAAAAUUAUUCUUUUAAUCUCUAAACCUCAUUCUCGAUUUAUUUAGUUUGAGAGACCCCAUUAUAUUCGAAGAUAUUCGAUUUCUCUGACAUUAAAUUCAAGACAUCGGUGACAGAGAAUACAGACGAUAAUUAUUAACGCUGCUAAUAAAGAAGCGUGAAAGUGACGCGCGAUAGUGCCACCUGAGCGCGUCUCUAAAUUAAACCGCGCGCGGCGCGCAAAAGAAGGACCACCUACCAAGAAUAACGUCAGAAGCGAAGUAAGGGGGAUCGGUGGUAAAAAGCGGCGCGCAAAAGGCACGCGCCCGAGACGUAGGAUCAAAGUUGAAAUUCCUCGAGAGGGCGGCGAAGGAGGAGGAAAAAGCGCGAACGUUAGAGGAAGUCAAAGCGGACGAAGAGGACGACGACCAGAUCGAAUGCCGUAAGGCGAGGAGUUUCGACGGGAAGAAACGAGGAAAGAAAGGCACACAAAGAAAGCCGGAAAAAUACCGACUGGUUUUGUUAAUCAAAAGAUUUCGAGACACACGCGUCCGGCUUAAUAACGAGCGAGGGGAGGAGAAAAGGGCGGGCGCGUGAAAGAACUCGUCGAAGGACCAGGAGAUCGUGAAUUGUGUCGCUGGCGCCUGUGGCUUUUUGUACUUUCGACUGAAUAGAACCGACAAAGAAUAAGGGUCCACCGUUGAAUAAAUGAAUAAAUAUUAUUGAACUGCCGUCGAAUACUGAUAUGUUUGCGGAAGAUUGAAAAUUUUAAGAAGGGAGAGAAAUCCAAAAGGAUUUUUCGUGCAAAUCAAACACAGUUACGAAAGGGCGUGGAGAAAACACAGGGACUUCUUAUAAUUCUAAUUAAACUAUUUUGAAGUGAGACAUAGCGAUUGAAAAAAAAUUAGGAUUCAGAUCGAGAUCAUAGAUCGUGUGGUGACUACAAAUAAUAUAAAAAUAAUUAUUUAUUAAUGUAUAAAUAUUUGUUAUUAAUAUAACGCAAAGGACCGGCGCAACGUUAUACGAGCGUUAAAGACAAUCAAAUCGCGAGGACGUCGAGAAUGCCUGGAUUUUCCGAGUCCUUCGAGUGGUCGCGAUCGAUCGUGGAAGUGGCGCGAUCGAAAUUGUUCUCGGAUCCGUGUCUGCCUCGCGAGAAGGACUGUCGCUGAAUCAAUUUUGCGGCUUAUAUUUGGAAAACUCAAUUUGAUCGAUCGAGAUCGAAUGUUGCGCCCUGUGACGGGUGAGCGGAUCCGACGUGUUGAGUGCAGCCAUCGCGACACCUGAACCAGAUAGAAGACGAUAUCGAAAUGCGCUGCGCGUCGGGAUACGUAUUUCUGACGAGUCUGCUGAUGGUGCUAAGGACUCGCCGAAUGGGCGCGGCUGCGGAGGAGACGUCGUCGGAAUUUCAAAACAAAGUGCCCGUGAGAUUAGUCUGGGCAACCGAAGGCGACGAUGUAGAGCUGCCAUGCGACCUCACACCGCCGACGCCGCAGGAUUCGGUUAACAUGGUUCUCUGGUUCAAGGACAACGUCGGGAUACCGCUCUACAGUCUGGACGCGAGAAAUGGUAGCUUGAUUGGUGCCGUCCACUGGGCGGUCAGCGACGACCUCGGGAGACGAACGUACUUCCAGGUCGGCGACGGUCACCGGGCGAAAUUAAAAGUCACCAAGGUGACGCUGAAAGACCAAGGGGUCUUCAGGUGCAGAGUGGACUUCAUGGACUCGCCGACGCGAAACUUUCACGUAAACUUGACUUUAGUUGAACAACCAAGUAGGCCUGUGAUAUACGAUGCCCAAGGACGAGAGGUAACGGGGGUGGGCGGUCCCUUCCUCGAGGGUUACAAUCUUGCUUUGAUAUGUCAAGUGUCUGGAGGUAGACCUAAGCCUUCAGUAACGUGGUGGAAGGACGGCGAGCUCCUGGAUGGAGUAGUCGAUACGUUGUCUAUCGGCUCGUCGAGCAGAUUUACGGAGAACCACUUGUUUAUCGACAAAGUUACCAAGUCACUGUGGGGAGCGAAGCUCGAAUGCAGGGCUCAAUCCGGACCGAUGGAGAAACCUGUCGUCCGUGAGGUGCCCCUCGACAUAUACCUUAAACCAGCAAUCGUGAAGAUCGGUCUGAGCGAGGAACAGAUCUUCGCGGGUCGUCCAAUCACCGCCAAAUGCGAGACGUGGGGUAGUUCUCCAGCGGCUAGAAUCAUUUGGAGGCUCGGUGAACAUGUAAUGGGCGAUCCCAACGUGUCCACCACGCAGAGGAGUAACUCGACGAUGAGCAAACUGGUCUUGGUCCUCAACAGAGAUGACGAUGGCAAGGAAUUGGUCUGCCGUGCCGAAAAUCCGAGAUUUCCCGGAGGAGUGCUCGAGGAAGUUAAAACGCUUCGCAUCUCCUAUGCUCCGGUAGUUGUCGCUCGUUUGGCUAAUGGCUACGUCUUGGACACUUUGAGGGAGGGCGACGAUCUCAAGUUGGUCUGCGACGUACAAAGCAACCCGCCACCGACGCGAGUGACUUGGUACCACGAUAAUCAGCGGUUGGAACACGACGUGAGCGCCGGAAUUCUACUGGCUUCUAAUUCGUUGACACUCCGUGUGCUCGCACUCGCACACAUCGGCGAGUACUCCUGCGUGGCCGCGAACGCCGUGGGAGAAACCUAUAGCCCGCCGCUUUUUAUUCACAUGAAAUACGCACCGAGAUGCAGAGAAGAUAACGAAAGAAGAGAGAUCACCGUCGCUCGACAUACGACGGUACAGCUCAAGUGCGAGGUGGAAGCGUCGCCUGAUGACUAUGUACGAUUUUCAUGGACCUACAACGGCACUGUCGGCGAUGUUCUACCUAUAUCGAACUCGAGAAUCGAAAAUAAAGAACUCGUGAGCGUGCUAGAAUACACCCCUAGUGCCGAGACCGAUUACGGCACGUUGGCUUGCUGGGCGAGCAACAGCAUCGGACGGCAAAGGACACCCUGUAUAUUUAACAUCGUGCCUGCUAAAGCACCGCAACCACCACUGGACUGUGCAUUGUACAACGAGACCAGCUCGCUGGAGGUUAAUUGCAUCCCGGGGUCGGACGGCGGAUCGCCGCAGCAUUUUUUGCUGGAAGUACGAGGAUCCCUCAGGAAUUCCGGGAUCGGUCAUAUCGGUCCUCAUACCCUUCAAACGCCUCAGAGCGAUCAGGGAAUGGUCGGGGACCCAUCUCCUCCCAUAUACAAGGACACGAAUCCGACACCGAACUUCCAGCUUCACGAUCUUGAACCAGGGUACGACUAUACGGUAUAUGUUUACGCGGUCAACGGACGUGGCAAGAGCGAACCCGCUCUUCUGGAACACGUCAGAGUCGUCGAACCUAUCGGCGGAAAGCUGGAGAGAAGCGGAAUCUUUUUGGAAGAUCUGAAAAAGGCGCUACCGCAAGCCAGCUCCGAGAACAUGAUCAUUGCCAUUGCACUGACAGGUACAGGUGCGGCAGCGUUAGUCCUCGUCGGUAUCGGAGUGAUCAUCGGCGUGGCGAUCUGCAGAAAAAGAUCGAACACUCCGGUUAUUGAAGGCCCCGACGAUUUCACCACACCGACCUACGUUCCGGCCCAGAGAAUUGAGCCCAGAAUCAGAUAUUCCAACGAAAAUAGGCGUUCUCAAAGGACAAGUCUCUACAUUGAGGAAAACCGAAAGGAACCAGAUUUACUGCAUCGAGUGGAGCUCGAUUUACAAGACUAAAUCACCUGAUUCUGUACAGUUACAAAUAAUCGAGACACGAAGUGCAAUGUUAAGUAGAAUUCCAUACACAGUGUAGCUUGGUCCUCGACAUUCGCAUAAAUUUGUCCCGUCGAAUUUAUAUCACGUCGUAAAACUGCACCGCGGUUAUAACGACUAUAACGAGUGGCCGUUAACCGUGCAAUCGGAAUCAUUAUUUGACUCGAAGAAUUAACGGUGACAUUCUAUGGUAUCUUUUAUGAUCGAGUCGGGAAAUCUGUUGGUCUUCAACACAAAUCGAGGCAUUACGAAACAUUCUAUUAGUUAUUUAUGUUCGCUUUACGUGAGAAAAGUAAAAGGUUCGCAGCCGACGUUUUUACGUUAGAUUGUAUAGAGCCUAGGGUUAACAUAAUGUUAUAUAAUGUACAGAUAUUUUUACAGCAUAGGAGGCUAAGGCGUACGGUAUAUUCCCGUAAACUUGUAAGCAUUAACGUAUUAACGUCGACCUAAAAACGUGAUUUUAUGUACCUUGUCGCUUAAUAGAGACUGCUUCAAAAAAAGUUACGUCUGUUUUUAAUCUAAAUUUGGGAUAUUUGGAAUUUUUACAAAUUUUAAUCGCGCGUAUUUUAUGAAUUUUAUAAGUUCAACCAAUUAAGAAAUAUGUAAAUUUGUUACGCUUACAUCAUACACUGCAUUAUACUGCGCAUUUUAAUCGACUUAUAUUUCGGACUUGUACUUUUUUUGAAGCAGUCGGUAGUUUAUAAAUUAUUAUUAGCGGUUAAUUUGUAUAAUAUCUUUGAUCAGCGUAGCUCACACGCUAUUCCGUACGAUGUUGUAAAUACUGUACUCGCACGUAUUGAUUGAUACAUAGAAUUAAAAAAGAAAUAAACUGCCACGUUGUAUUAUUAGUGAUUAAUAAAAUUAAAAAGAUUAUCA
Temnothorax curvispinosus is the source of this 5212-nucleotide messenger RNA. It is a transcript of the gene side, whose product is annotated as hemicentin-2. The transcript has 12 exons. Gene Ontology annotation, molecular function: protein binding. Bases 1910 to 4300 code for a protein of 796 amino acids. NCBI's taxonomy places the organism in Eukaryota, Metazoa, Arthropoda, Insecta, Hymenoptera, Formicidae. The record is from RefSeq and is a predicted model, not a curated record.